CAUUAUUGCAGAAGAGCUGAGAACCCCCAAAACCUCAGAGAAACCCUCCCAAAAAUGGAGGUAGCGAAUAGAAUCGCGAACGCUGUGAUCAGAGCGGUGAACAACAACACGGUAAUCAACGUGUGCCUGGUGGGUUCGUUCGUGGCACUGGGCGUGAGGUCGGUGAACCAGCAGAAGUACAUCGAGGCCCUAGAGGCCGAGAAGGACUCGCUCGUCAAGUCCAACAAAGCCAUGAAGAAGACCAUGUGGGACUGGAAGCAACAGCUUUUCGCCGAAUCAGAAAGCCACGAGGCUUUGAUCCCUCUUGCCAGGCUCAAAGCCAUCUACGGUGAAGCUCCUAUUGCACGAAAUGAUGCAGUACAGGAAGAUUCGAAUUCACCCGUUUCCAAAUUGAGUGUAGACCAGAAAGUUACCAAAGGGACUAGCAUCUGGACAAGUUCUUUAAACUCAUUCACUUGGGAUGACAUAGAAUAAUGAGGCUCUUGGAUUUUAGUUGGUUUUAUCUGGAAGGCUCGAUUUCUUGUUUCGACUUUCACGAAAGCUGUAAAAACUAUCACUAAGAAUUGUUGAAUUUCUGGCUAUUGGGAAUCAUUUAGCAGUUUGCUGUCUUGGAUGAA
Messenger RNA from Ziziphus jujuba (common jujube), 617 nucleotides. RefSeq lists its product as uncharacterized. The record is from RefSeq and is a predicted model, not a curated record. Bases 55 to 474 code for a protein of 139 amino acids. Gene Ontology annotation, cellular component: mitochondrion. Lineage: Eukaryota; Viridiplantae; Streptophyta; Magnoliopsida; Rosales; Rhamnaceae. The transcript is spliced from 3 exons.